Fopius arisanus is the source of this 566-nucleotide messenger RNA. Its product is annotated as bolA-like protein 3. The transcript has 4 exons. Bases 181 to 501 code for a protein of 106 amino acids. The record is from RefSeq and is a predicted model, not a curated record. NCBI's taxonomy places the organism in Eukaryota, Metazoa, Arthropoda, Insecta, Hymenoptera, Braconidae. Gene Ontology annotation, cellular component: mitochondrial matrix.
ACUAGCAAAUAUCUUCAAAACAUUCUCAAUGAGGAAAAAAAUGAAAAUUUGAAAAAUAUCGACGAGGGGGGCUAAUUGAACGGAUCUCGUGGAUUUCCUGGAUCUCCAGGCGAAAGGACACAUUCAGGAGAAGAUUUCGUGAGGAUUUCGGAGGGAACAAUAAUCCCUGAUAUCAUUGAGAUGUUCGGGAGGUUCGUCAAGGCCAGCCAUCGACGCAUUUCGUUGCUGUCGCGGGUGUGGAACGGUCAGUCUGGAGCACUGGCUGGAAAACAGGCUGAGGAGAAGAUGAUAACGCUGCUGAGGGAUAAAUUCCCAAAAGCAGAGACCAUUGAAGUCACUGACAUCUCAGGGGGAUGUGGAGCCAUGUUCGAGAUUAGUGUCAUAGCCCCUGAGUUCAAAGGGUUGAACACAGUGAAGCAACAUCGACUGAUUAAUGAAAUACUGAAAGCUGAGAUAAAGGAUAUGCAUGGCAUCAGGAUCCACACGAGGCCCUCAUCUUAGAAAUAUUCAUAAAAUAAUGUGAAAUCUGUCAAAAUAAAAUUGUAAAUAUAUUGUAUCUCAUUAAA